UAUUAUUCCGCCAUGUUCCCUCUUUCCCAUUCUUUCCCUCUUUACCUCGACCCAAAACCCCUCCGAGACACACAAAUAAAAAUGAAGGCUUCAAACCAAACAAAACUGAAAACAAUGUUUUAGAAAGAUAUAAAAAGAAAAAGAGAUCGAUAUUUGCUAGAUUCUUUGGCUAAAAAGGGAUCCGAGUAUGGCAAGCGGGUGGGUCAAAUCAUUGCAAUGCAAAUCGAGAGCAUUCGAAGAUGUUUAUCACCCGAGCCCGAAGCAUUUCAUACCCAGUUCCAGUUGUAGACGAGGUUCUCAGAGCAUCAAAGACGUCAUCGAAACGACCAAAAAACAGUCCAAGAAAUCCAACCCGAAACUGCUUCCGACGGCCAGCAGUAAACCCGCCCCCGAUUUGAAUUAUCCUCCGCCUCGGCAUCGCCGGAGUUGUUCUGCCCCUGCACUUCCCGUUCGGAACCCUGACCCUGUCCUGCCAGCGCUGACCGAGCUGCCCGAGGGUCACCCUUCGAGGAAUGUCGUGGAGAUUAUUUUUCAUACGAGUUGGGGCCCCAAGGCUUUCACGGGUCUUAUCGAGAUGAUUUUUAAAGUUCAAAAUGGGCCGAGGACAGUGACUCGGUUCGAGGAGUAUCGAGAGACUGUCAAGACUCGGUCUGGGUCGGGUGGUCCUGCUUCUGCUGACGAAGAAAACGCGAGGUGCGUCGCGGACGGGAACGAGGUCAUGCGGUUCCAUUGUUUGGGUCCGACUUCAGGGAACUGCGGGAUGAACGACACGUGGCUAUUAUCCGGGCGGAAAGGUGCGGCCAUAUGCACGUAUUCCGGGAGCGGUGGAGCUCACGUGAAUGCGGGAGGUGGGUGGGGGAGGAGGGCGAUGUUGGUUUGCAGGGUUAUUGCGGGUCGAGUCUCAAAACGGGUGGGAUUCGUAUACAAGUCGUUGCAGGAUGGGCGAGUUGGGUAUGACUCAGUGAGUGGGAACAGCGGCGAGUUGCUCGUGUUUGAUCCACGUGCUGUGUUGCCUUGCUUUCUUGUCAUCUACAAAUUAUAAAAAUAUUUAAAAAACACUUUUUUUCUGCUUUUUUUUUUAAAGGGUGCAUCGUCUUUGCUGCAUUUACCAACACAAUUUUUGUUUCUUUCUUUUUGGGGUUUUAUUUUUUUAAUUUUCCUGUGAUUAUUAUUAGUAAAAAUAAUUGGGUUGAUAAAUGCUAAUUGAUCAAGUUUGAACUUAAACAACCGUUUGCUUUUCUCUUGUACUUAAAUUGUUGUUAACUCAUUAACUCACCCAAAUAUACCGUUUGGCGUUUGCUCUUUCUCGUGUAAUGGGAUUUUGAAUUAAAGUGCUGUUCACUACUUAGACCAUUUUGUCGUUUGGUGGGAUUUUCUAACUUGUUGAUCUGAAGGAUGAAGAAAAUUGAUUAAUUAACGGACUUGAUUUGGAUGCCAAUUAGGUACUAACCACGGUAGUUGUGGAAGUUUGGAAUAGAAUUUUCAGCUUGGUUCAAGCAGCCAUUGUUAGGCCAACAGGUACUCACCAAUAGUUCUGGUGUGUUGAUAAUGCUUGAAAAUUCUUGAUCAAGAAAAAAAAGA
Molecule: messenger RNA, 1581 nt
Organism: Durio zibethinus
Lineage: Eukaryota; Viridiplantae; Streptophyta; Magnoliopsida; Malvales; Malvaceae
Source: RefSeq, a predicted model, not a curated record